CACCACUCUUGUUUCCUUUUCUUACAUCAUCAAAAACAUUUUCUCUUCAAUAUAUAUAUUCAAACCUUUUCUUCAUCAUUUCAUAACUUAACAAAAGACUUCAUUUAUAAAAUUCUUCUUUUGACUAACAUAAACACAAAUUUUUUCUCAUUCUUUCAUUUCUCCAACAAAAACAGUAACAUAACAUGACCAUGGAUGAACAACAACAUCAUCAUCAUCAUCAUAGUAACUGGGAAACUUCUGAACUAAAUAAUAAUAUUAAUAAUAAUAAUAAUAAUAAUAAUCAUAAUCAUAAUCAUAAUCAUAGUCUUAAUCACCUUGUUGAAUUUAAUGAUGUUCCUAAAUUCAAAUCUGUUCAACCACCUUCUCUUCCUCUUUCUCAAUCACCUUCUUUUCAUCUACCUUUUUCAUCUACUUUCAGCCCAUCUGAUUUUUUGAUCUCACCUUUCUUUCUUUCUUCUCCAAAUGUUUUUGCUUCUCCAACUACUGAGGCUUUUGCUAAUCAGAGUUUUAACUGGAAUAAGAACAGUUUAGAGGAAGAAGAGCAACAACAAGGUGAUAAGAAAGAUGUGAAAAACUACUCUGAUUUCUCUUUUCCAACUCAAACAAAGCCUGAAUCUGUUCUUCAAUCUUCCUCAGACAUGUUUCAACUGGAACAAGCUAAGAAACAAAACAUAUGGAAAUUCAAUGAACCUACAAACCAAAACGAUAUUUUAUCCGAAAGGACAGUAUCGGAAUCUGAAUUCCAACCAACUCAGAACUUUUCCUCAGAAUUGGCACUAAUUAAACCAGAAACACAUAAUAGCUCAGUUAAUGGAUCUGGUUAUUAUAAUUACAAUAACAAUAACUACAAUAAUGCAUCGCAAUCCGUUCGAGAACAAAGGAGGUCAGAAGAUGGGUACAACUGGAGAAAAUAUGGACAGAAACAAGUGAAAGGAAGCGAAAAUCCACGCAGUUAUUACAAGUGCACGCAUUUGAAUUGCUCAAUGAAGAAGAAAGUUGAGAAGGAUUUGGAUGGACAAAUUACUGAAAUUGUAUAUAAGGGAACUCACAAUCAUCCUAAGCCUCAGUCAAAUAGAAGAACAAGCUCUCAACCAUCUUCGUCUUGCACUAACUCCGGAAUUUCUGAUCAAUCGGUGAUGGAUCAUGUUUCCAUACAAGAAGAUUCUUCAGCUUCUGUGGGAGAGGAAGAGUUUGAGCAAACAUCACAGACCAGUUAUUCUGGUGGAGGAAAUGAUGACGCAAAUGGACCGGAGGCCAAAAGAUGGAAGGGUGAUAAUGAAAAUGAUGUCUAUUCUGCCUCGGCUAGUAGAACUGUUAAAGAACCUAGAGUUGUAGUUCAAACUACAAGUGAAAUCGAUAUACUUGAUGAUGGCUUUAGGUGGAGGAAAUAUGGACAGAAAGUUGUUAAAGGAAACCCAAAUGCAAGGAGCUAUUACAAAUGCACUGCCCAUGGUUGUACAGUUCGAAAACACGUUGAAAGAGCUGCACAUGAUAUCAAAGCCGUGAUCACAACUUACGAAGGGAAACACAACCAUGACGUACCAGCUGCGCGCGGUUCUGCAGGUUAUAACAUGAACAGAAAUUCUAUGAACAAUGCCAUCGUACCGGCGCCUAUUAGGCCCUCAGCAGUGAAUUGUUAUUCUAAUUCAUCAAGUUUCACAAAUUCAUUUUAUAACAAGACCGGGCUGCCUACAAACGGAAAUCAAGAAUCAUUUCGACCGGACAUGUUGCAGGGUAAUGGAAAUUUUGGAUAUUCAUCGGCUAAUCAUUCACAAUACUCAGAUGCUGGAUACUUAAAGGCCAAGGAUGAGAGGAAGGAUGAUUCAUUCCUUCAGUCAUUUCUGUCAAAAGACUUCUAAAUCUGGGACCACAGCUUCAUAUAUUAUGUUGCAUAUCUUUUUGUAUAGAAUGUAGGAUUUUAGUUAUUCUUCUAUUCAUAGGAAUAGAAACAAAGAAUCAUCAAUAUUUACAAGGAUAUACAAAAAAUGAGUAUUAACUGAUGAAUACUAUUAUUCUUUUGUUGUAUGCGUAGGAAAAAUGGCAAUAGAAUCUCAAGUUGAAAAAAUUAUAUAUUAUUUCUAUUUGUGUUUGUAUAUCAAAUCAAUAUCAUAAUCUUUCACUGUAACAUACACAACCAAAGGGAGGAGAAUCUUGAGCCUGACUCCCUUUCACAAGAAUGAUAUACAGAUAAAUGUGAUGAUUUACAGAAAA
This is a messenger RNA of Trifolium pratense (red clover), 2214 nucleotides long. RefSeq names its product probable WRKY transcription factor 33. Gene Ontology annotation, molecular function: DNA-binding transcription factor activity; sequence-specific DNA binding. The record is from RefSeq and is a predicted model, not a curated record. Bases 186 to 1862 code for a protein of 558 amino acids. The transcript is spliced from 5 exons. Gene Ontology annotation, biological process: regulation of DNA-templated transcription. NCBI's taxonomy places the organism in Eukaryota, Viridiplantae, Streptophyta, Magnoliopsida, Fabales, Fabaceae.